GACGAACAUUUGCGUUCUUUUUUCUUUAACGUUUUCCUCUGUUUGUUUCGAAUCAGUCAGUACGUCAUCCUGUUACCUCUUGUCAUUGGGGAACGGAGUCGGAGUUCUGUCCAUUAAACCCGUCAAAAAAAGUUUAUGGAUGACAGUGUGCUUUCUACAGUCCGGACAUUAUGAUUCCCCAGGCGGGCAAAGGGUUUGUGGUCCGCAUUCGGUUCUCCUCGUGGCGGCGGCUGUUCCAGGGCCGUUACCUGCUGCUCACUAACACGGUGAGCGGAGGAGGCAUGCUGGCGCUGGGUGACUUCCUCCAGCAGAGCCGGGAAUCUCUCAAAGACUCGACUAGGAUUCGAGACUGGAACAGGACAGGUCGUAUGUUUGUGGUGGGCUGCUCCAUGGGUCCAGUUCUGCACUUUUGGUACACAUGGCUAGACAGAAGAUUUGUGGGAUAUGCUCUAAACACAGUCGUCAAAAAGGUUCUGGUGGAUCAGAUGAUAGCGUCGCCAACACUUGGCAUGUGGUACUUUUUAGGAAUGGGGCUCAUGGAGGGACGCUCCAUAUCCCAUGGAUGGGAGGAGUUUAAAGAUAAAUUCUGGGAAUUUUAUAAAGCUGACUGGUGUGUUUGGCCUGCAGCUCAGAUGAUCAACUUUUAUUUCCUCUCCCCCAAAUUCCGUGUCGUAUAUGUCAACACCGUCACUUUGGGGUGGGACACCUACCUUUCCUAUCUCAAACACAGAGAUGACAGUCAGCCCUCAGAGCUGCUAUCAGACAGCAGUUUGUCAGAUGCGCAGCAGAAAGCUCUACCACCAUCCAAACCUCUGGAGGAGAAAAGUGGAUGGUGAUGUCAAAGACAGGCUGCUCUUCCCAAUACAGUUGUUAAAACCUGCUGCACGUGGACGUUAGAAGUUGUUGUGUUGGGACUCCUUUCUUCCACGUUCAUUUGAAUGGUACUGAAUUCAGAGUAUAUCGGAGUAUUCAGACAUUGUGAUGCGUGUCCUCGGUUUGUGUGGACAUUCCAAGAUUUAAAAAAAAAAAAGAAGUGAAAGCUCUUCCCACCGAAGAUAGGAGCGCUGCUACAUAUUCUAUGAUGUAAGAAAUCUAAAAUUUGAUGCUGGUCAGUGUUCGGAACAUUUAAACUGUGUAAAACUAUACUGGCAUUUCACUUAAGGGAAGAGUAUGCAUUUUUCAAACUGCUACCAAAUUUGACUUAAAUUCCCAUCCCCGCCCCGUCGCGUCUCUCCCCAAAGAAAUGCCCCCAGCUCACUAAAGCGCAUGCACGCCAAGGCUGCUACAUUGAUUGCUAGCAUGACUUAUUCAUGAUUGAGUAUUGCCAAAAGAAAGUGUUACCGGUUUAAUGUUGUAUUUUUUGGAAUGUACAAUCAAUUAAAAGGAGAGGUGAUUAACUUACCCGAUGACCCGAUGAAAAAGGUGACGCCAGCAACAGUGGUUUUCCAAGUCAGCCCUGCAGCCGUUUGCGUAUAGGACAUCACCGUUGCAUAUGUUUGCCCUUGUUUUGUCUCGGGAUCUGUCCAAUUCAUUCUUUUUAACUUUUGUUGCUAACCGGGCGGAAAAAAUCCGACCAGUUAAAAGAAAGUCUGCGGGAGGGUUCUGGGUGUAUUGAUUGCAUGUCACACACGUCAUGUUUACCCGUGUGUGUUGGUGUGUUUUUUUUUUCCCUGAAAACUGCAAACUCUACCUUUAAGUCAGUGUAUAUACUCUUUAUGUAUAAAGCUCUGAGCUCGCUCACAUGAUAAUUUAGUAUAAAACUAAUUAGUAGAAUUUUGUUUUAUUUUAUACCAUACCAAAAAUGUUCAGAUUUGAAUUCAUUUCAUUGACAUUAAGACAAUAUCAUUUGAAAAUACCAAAUUUGACUUAAGUCAAUAUUUUUGUAACAUGUUCCAUUCAAUUACAUUUUGUUAAAUCAACUCAAAAAUAUGAAUUUGAUCCAAUAAGAACAUAUUAGUCCUACGACUGGUUGGCAACCUGUCUCUGGUGGUCCGCCUCGCGGCCUAAGUCAGAUGGGAUAGGCUCCAACUCUCCCGUGAUCCUGAACCGGAUGAAUGGUAGAGAAUGGAUGGGUGAAUUAACUUAUUCUUUGGUUUAGUUACCAAAAAACAUACAAUUCUGUGGAACAGGUUUUCUUAAAAAUAUAUGUAAAAUCCCAUUUUGUGUGUGUGUGUGUGUGUGUGUAUGUGUGUGUACCUUUAUCUGAUUUGAAAUUUUGGCACGCUGAAGUGUUUCGUGCUUCUACUGAUGUUUUCAGUGUAGCAUGGUGGUCAUGUUUGUAAGAGGACUAAAUUUUUUUUAACCACAGAGGUUUGCGCAUGUACAGAAAUUGAUGCAGCAAAAUAGUGCUUGAUUUUUCAUUUAAAUGGUCUCACAUUCAAGCUGAUGAAAAUGACAGCAUUUUUUAGCUGAUUUGACAAUGAUAAUCUAGAGAUUUGUCAACUGUUAUACAUUUUUGUUCAUUGUAAGAUUAAGAACUUGUUUAUUGGUAAUGCCAUACUUAAGAUGUAUAAACCCCAGUUACAAUGAAGCUGGGAUGUGUAAAAUGUAAAUAAAAACAGAAUACGAUGAUUUGCAAA
Messenger RNA from Phyllopteryx taeniolatus (common seadragon), 2579 nucleotides. RefSeq names its product MPV17 mitochondrial inner membrane protein like 2 (gene mpv17l2). The transcript is spliced from 5 exons. Gene Ontology annotation, cellular component: membrane; cytoplasm. NCBI's taxonomy places the organism in Eukaryota, Metazoa, Chordata, Actinopteri, Syngnathiformes, Syngnathidae. The coding region runs from base 171 to 836 and encodes 221 amino acids. Gene Ontology annotation, biological process: mitochondrial ribosome assembly. The record is from RefSeq and is a predicted model, not a curated record.